Messenger RNA from Didymodactylos carnosus, 456 nucleotides. NCBI's taxonomy places the organism in Eukaryota, Metazoa, Rotifera, Eurotatoria, Philodinida, Philodinidae. The record is from the annotation of a GenBank genome assembly.
AUGGGUUGUCUAUCAAUAGUAUUGCUCUUAUUUGCCGUUGUUUAUCUGACAGUGGCAUUCACCCCGACUCAGAGGCAAUUUCAAAAUGAAGCAUUGGCUAAACAUAAUGAAUAUCGUUCAAAAAAUUGUGUCAGUCAAUUAACACUAGAUGAUCAAUUGAGUGCAACUGCUCAAGCUUAUGCAGAAUAUUUAGCAAAUACGGGAAAAUUCCAACAUAGUGGUGCAAAAGGUUUGGGUGAAAAUCUGUAUAUGAUGCGUGGAUCAGGUCAAAUUACUGUUAAUGGUAUUCAACCUACAAAAUCUUGGUACGAUGAAAUAAAUUUAUAUAAUUUCGAGCGACAAGGAUUUACAUCAGGAACAGGGCACUUUACACAAGUAGUGUGGGCUGGCACAAAAAAAUUAGGCAUGGGAAUUGCUUAUGGAAAUGAUGGACGAUCAGCUGUUGUCGUUGGUUAG